Molecule: messenger RNA, 630 nt
Organism: Phaeoacremonium minimum UCRPA7
Lineage: Eukaryota; Fungi; Ascomycota; Sordariomycetes; Togniniales; Togniniaceae
Product: putative emp24 gp25l p24 family gold protein
Exons: 3
Coding region: 1-630 (209 amino acids)
Biological process (GO): Golgi organization; protein retention in ER lumen; endoplasmic reticulum to Golgi vesicle-mediated transport
Cellular component (GO): Golgi apparatus; endoplasmic reticulum; endoplasmic reticulum-Golgi intermediate compartment
Source: RefSeq, a predicted model, not a curated record
AUGAAGCUGUCAAAUUUUGCAUGCGGGCUGCUUGCCCUUGUCUCUGAAGCCUCUGCAACCGCAUUGACCUACAAGCUCACUGCGAACGAGAAGGCAUGCUUCUACACCAAUACCCAGAAUAAGGGGGAGAAGAUCGCAUUCUACUUUGCGGUCCAAUCCGGCGGCUCAUUCGACGUCGACUACGAGGUUAGCGGACCGGGUGGAAAGGUCAUCAUGGAUGGCGAGAAGGAGCGACAGGGCGACUUCGUCUUCACUGCCAAUGACGUGGGCGAAUACAAAUUCUGCUUCAACAACGAAAUGAGUACCUACUCGGACAAAUUCGUCGACUUCGAGAUUGCUGUCGAGAACGAAGCGCGAGUUGGACUGCCCUCCAAGCAAGGUAGCUCCCCCGAACAGACCUCUGUUCUUGAGGAGUCGGUCUUCAAGAUUUCUGGCCAGCUCUCUACGAUUACUCGAAACCAGAAGUAUUUCCGAACACGAGAGAACCGCAACUUCAGCACCGUGCGAAGUACAGAGAAGAGAAUUGUCAAUUUCAGCGUGAUCCAAUCUCUAAUGAUCAUUUGCAUGGGUGGCCUGCAAGUGUUUAUCGUGCGAUUCUUCUUCCAAGGUGCCAGAAAGGGUUAUGUGUAA